Molecule: messenger RNA, 1008 nt
Organism: Orbilia oligospora ATCC 24927
Lineage: Eukaryota; Fungi; Ascomycota; Orbiliomycetes; Orbiliales; Orbiliaceae
Exons: 1
Coding region: 1-1008 (335 amino acids)
Molecular function (GO): protein binding
Source: RefSeq, a predicted model, not a curated record
AUGGAAAAGCUCCCUAUCGAACUAAUAGCUGAAAUCUUCAAACUCCUGUCCCCCUUCCACGUCCUACAGACCUUCCGUCUCGUGUGCCGCCGUUUUUCGGAUGCCUCAGACAUUGUAUACCCCUAUGGACGUCUCUAUGGCCUUCCUAUCAGUAUCUGGACGAAAAUAAUCACAUCGAGUGACUACUUCCCCAUCCUUAGACUAUCGACGACUUGCACGUCCUUCUACCAACUCAUCCUGACCUCCGAAACCCCCGAAAUCCUUCGUCUCACGUUCCACGAGAAACUGCCAAGGAUCACCACCCCUGUAGAGCAAGGAUCCACCCAAAGCGAAGAUCUCACACAAACAACACAGCCGUCAAAGAAAUCCCCAUUUUGGCAACCCCACCCGCACCUCCAUGGCUUAAGAUAUUCAAUUGCGGGGGAAUAUUUUCAUACACCUAGAGUAGGCACACGUACUAUACGGUAUUGGGAGCACGAAGACGACGAGCUAUAUACCCCAGAUGCGAAUGCUACUUCCCCCCCUGCAAGAAGUAUCACGUUUACCACGGCGGCUCGAUUCAGGCAUCGGCGGACGAAUGAGGUUUCGCGAUACUACCCCAUGCGACCGGUAAGGAUAUCAGCUUUGGACGACGGUAGUGGUAGAGGUGUAUCUAUCGAGGAUGUUUUCAAAGCGGUGAGGUUGAUGUUCUUGCUGCCGAUGUGUCCGAACGAAGUUCUUGCUGCUCAUCUCGAAAGCUGGAACGAAAGGAAAGGGAAAGUGGAUGGUGAAACGGGGCCAUGGGCGACGUGGUUGAAACAAUCCAAUGGAUUGCUAAGUGAAGAGGUUGAAAAUGACCCAGAGGUUUUGGACUUUGAUCGUGAGACUCCGGAGUUGGAAGCGGCUUGGAGAGGUCUGGAGCCUGAGCCUUGGAAGCCGAUACUGAUACAACCGGAUAGGCGGCUCUGUUUACUUAACUUUGAAAUGAAGUUUCUCACCGACCAUAUUAUGAUGCGCCCUGCGGAAUAG